Messenger RNA from Morchella sextelata, 675 nucleotides. RefSeq lists its product as uncharacterized. The record is from RefSeq and is a predicted model, not a curated record. NCBI's taxonomy places the organism in Eukaryota, Fungi, Ascomycota, Pezizomycetes, Pezizales, Morchellaceae. The coding region runs from base 1 to 675 and encodes 224 amino acids. The transcript has a single exon.
AUGGGCUCAAUGACGAUCGUUUGCGAGUCCUGUUCAGCUUUGCAUUGGAUUGAUGAGCGAAUUGCAGCAAGUUCAAAGAUAAAGCCACGCUUUGAAAUCUGUUGUAAAAAGGGAGAUAUUCAGCUGUUACCUUUGCAAGCACCACCUCCGUACUUACAAUAUCUUUUGCAGUCUCCUGAUCCGGUUGCAAGAAGAUUUCGGACCAGUAUUCGUGAAUACAAUUCUGCACUCACGUUUACAUCGGUAAAAUAUACUGCUGAUCAACGGGCUCCAGCGCAAAGUGGUGGUUUGCAAUGUUUUCAAAUCCAUGGAGAGCUUUACCAUAUACAAGGACCAUGCAUCAGCAAACUCUGCUAUUCCUCAGGGCGCAGCGCCUACGCCCUGGGCGCCAGGCACGCCAGGCGCCGCCAGGGCAGAGUGCUCGCGCCAGGCGUCGCCACAGCAGGGUGCUCGCGCCAGGCGUCGCCACAGCAGGGUGCUCGCGCCAGGCGUCGCCACAGCAGGGUGCUCGCGCCAGGCGUCGCCACAGCAGGGUGCUCGCGCCAGGCGUCGCCACAGCAGGGUGCUCGCGCCAGGCGUCGCCACAGCAGGGUGCUCGCGCCAGGCGAUCCUAGCAUCCGCGCCCGACGCCCCCAGAGCAGUAUGUUCUCUGUCUGGCAGCACCAGGGCGCAUAA